Molecule: messenger RNA, 2738 nt
Organism: Nymphaea colorata (pocket water lily)
Lineage: Eukaryota; Viridiplantae; Streptophyta; Magnoliopsida; Nymphaeales; Nymphaeaceae
Product: ent-copalyl diphosphate synthase 1
Exons: 15
Coding region: 174-2648 (824 amino acids)
Biological process (GO): gibberellin biosynthetic process
Cellular component (GO): chloroplast
Molecular function (GO): terpene synthase activity; magnesium ion binding
Source: RefSeq, a predicted model, not a curated record
GGAGGAGCGAGAGUGCCCGCUUCCAUUGCUCUUCCACUUCAGGUGCUCUGCUACAGCCGCAUGCCUCUCUCCUCUCCCUCUCUCUCUCUCAAUUGAGGAAUCCGAGGAAACUAUUAGGGCAAGAAGUGCGUUUCCUUUUCCUCUGCCUUACACAUCUCUCCCUCGCGCGCGCGAUGGCUGCUUCUGCUUCCGCCGCUUCAGUGAACUUCGUCGGCAUCUCCGCCAAAAUGUCGCCAUCGAGUGCCGGAAUCCUGUCAUUGCGGGAUGGAGCGGGCUCUUCUGCCGGAAGGGGUGGCCCCGUCGGGUGGGGAGGAAAGCGAGGGCCAAAAAUCAGAUUCCCGGGAGCGAGCACCUUCGCCAUGCUGCGGCCGAGCAAUCAAGAAUCGAGGGACACAGCCCAAAACAGGGCUUCGCUUGUUCGGUGGCCGCAGCAGAGGACAGAACCCGGCACGGCCCUUAAUAGUGAUGGAGAUGGAGAAGGCAAGCAGCAAAAGGAAUCGGAUAUCCAGCGGCAGAUAGAGAUAGUAAGGCUGAUACUCAGGUCGAUGGGGGACGGCGAGAUAAACGCGUCGGCAUACGACACGGCGUGGGUGGCGUUGGUGGCGGAGGAGGACGGGGAAGGGCGGCAACGGCGGCCGAGAUUCCCAAGCUGCUUGGAGUGGAUAGCGCAGAACCAGCUGCCGGACGGAUCGUGGGGGGACGGCCUCAUAUUCUCCGCCCACGACAGGGUGAUCAACACGUUGGCAUGCGUGAUUGCCUUGAAGACGUGGAACCACUCUCCCCGCAUAUGGAAACAAGGGCUUUCUUUUCUUAGAAACAACAUGUGCAAACUUGGAGAAGAAAAUCUGGAGCACAUGCCCAUUGGAUUCGAGGUAGCCUUCCCUUCUCUCCUGGAGAUCGCUAAGGCCAUGGACGUUGACCUCCCUUAUGAUUCCUCCGUUUUAUGCAAGAUAUACGAGCAACGACAGCUCAAACUACAAAGGAUACCGAAGGAGGUGCUGCACAAGUACCCGUCCACACUGCUGCACAGUUUGGAGGGAAUGCCAGAUUUGGAUUGGGAGAAGCUUAUGAAGCUCCAAUGCAAAGAUGGAUCCUUCUUGUUUUCUCCAUCUUCCACCGCCUUCGCCCUCAUGCAAACCAAGGAUGAAGGGUGCUCCAGAUAUCUAAGCGGAAUUGUCCGAAGGUUCAGCGGUGGAGUUCCCAACGUUUAUCCCGUGGAUUUGUUCGAGCAUCUUUGGGUGGUCGACCGCCUUGAACGUCUCGGCAUUUCUCGCUACUUCGAGCCGGAGAUAAAGGAUUGUCUUGAUUAUGUGUACAGGUAUUGGACGGAGAGUGGGAUAUGCUGGGCACGGAACUCUGAGGUGCAUGAUGUGGACGACACCUCCAUGGGAUUUAGGCUCCUCAGGAUGCAUGGCUAUGAAGUCUCCGCAGCAGAUGUAUUUAAGCAUUUUGAGAAAGGUGGGGAGUUUUUUUGCUUUUCCGGCCAAUCAAACCAAGCAAUCACUGGGAUCUACAACCUCAAUAGGGCAUCCCAACUGAUGUUUCCUGGUGAGAAGAUUCUAGAAGAUGCAAAGGUGUUCUCCUACAAAUUUCUUCGCCAAAAGCAGGCAAAUAAUCAAUUGCUUGAUAAAUGGAUAAUCACAAAAGACUUGCCAGGAGAGGUGGAAUAUGCACUGGAUUUCCCAAUGUAUGCUAAUCUUGCUCGUGUAGAAACUAGACUUUACUUGGAUCAGUAUGGUGGUGAAAAGGACGUAUGGAUUGGAAAGACACUCUACAGGAUGAUGUAUGUGAACAAUGAGACCUAUUUGGAUCUUGCUAGAUCAGAUUUCAAUCAUGUCCAGUCCGUACAUAAAUCAGAGGUCCGCGACGUACUGAGGUGGUACAAGGACUGCAAAUUCGGUGAAUAUGGUGUAAGCAAAAGAAUAUUAUUGCAGAGCUAUUUCUUGGCAGCUUCAGUCAUCUUUGAGCCUGAACGAGCACCACAACGACUUGCAUGGGCAAAGACUAUGGUACUGAUGGAAGCAGUGUACAGGUAUCUCUACAAAGAUGGAGGUAGUGGGAACCGAAUAUCUGACUUCUUGGAUGAAUUGCAAAGGAGAGAUGGAAGGUGGAGCAGGAGAGGCUUGGCUGGUAUUUUGCUUGAGACACUUAAGAUCCUCUCUCUGGAAGCCUUGGUUGCUUAUGGCCGAGACAUCAGCCAACCCUUACACCGCGCAUGGCUGGAUUGGAUGAACUCAUGGCGAGGGGUGGAAGAAGGAGGCGGUAAUGGCAGCAUUGCAGAGAGCAAUGAGGGGGAGCUGUUGGCAACAACCGUCAACCUGUGUUCGGGCCGCUACCCUCAGCAUCACCCGGACCAUAAACGUCUCACCCACCUCACCAAUAGCGUUUGCCGCCAGCUUCGUCGUAUCUCCAACCUCAAGGUGCCAAAAAGCGAUGAAGCAAGAGAAAACCAGCCAGUGAUCAGCACUCAAAUAGAGUCUGAGAUGAUGGAACUCGUCCAAUCUGUUCUCAAGAACUCUAAAGGAUUGGACAAUCGCACCAGUCAGACUUUCUUGGAUGUAUCAAAGACCUUUUAUUAUGUUGCUUUCUGCCCCCCAGAGACCAUGAAACAACACAUGAUGAAGGUGCUCUUUGAAAGAGUCGCAUGACCGUUGCGUUAUUUAACUGGUCACUAGUGUACAGUCACUUCCACAUUAAGAUUAGAUGUUUUAUCGGACAGUAAGUCUAAAGCCACAGAG